AUGGGCGGCGUGUGGGAACGCCAAAUCAGAAAUGUGCGCAACAUCCUGAACAACAUUCUGGAUGAAUCGGGUAUACAACUCACAACAUCAUCACUGCGCACAUUCUUGUAUGAAGCCAUGGCAGUCAUCAACAGCAGACCGCUGACUGUUGAAAAUCUGGGAAGUCCAGAUGGACCAACACCACUAACUCCAAAUAAUCUACUCAAGAUGAAAUCCAGAGUCGUAAUGCCUUCCCCAGGGAAGCUCGUGAAAGAAGAUCUCUACCUGCGGAAAAGGUGGAGAUGGGUGCAACACUUAACCAACCUGUUCUGGACACGUUGGAGAAAGGAGUACUUGCACGCACUGCAGACUCGAUCAACUUGGCAAAGACCACAGCGAAAUGUGGAAGUAGGUGACAUUGUCAUCCUAGCAGACGAUGGAGUGAGGUCAAACUGGAGAACUGCCAGGAUCGUGGAAGCGUUCAGGAGCGAAGACGGUCUUGUCCGCAAGGCUAAGCUCUUAAUGUCUACAUCCGAAAUGGACAAACGUGGUCGACCUCUCGGUAAACGAACCAUCCUGGAGAGACCAUUCAUAAGCUGGUAG
Priapulus caudatus is the source of this 582-nucleotide messenger RNA. RefSeq lists its product as uncharacterized. The transcript has a single exon. Bases 1 to 582 code for a protein of 193 amino acids. NCBI's taxonomy places the organism in Eukaryota, Metazoa, Priapulida, Priapulimorpha, Priapulimorphida, Priapulidae. The record is from RefSeq and is a predicted model, not a curated record.